UGCAUUCAAUGCACUUCUUAUAAAUACGCUACUGAUGACAAAAAGCGGUGACUCGCAAAUAAGUACUACAAUUAUUCUAACCUAAAACAUAUAAGCAGUUGCUCAAAAGAAAUUAGAUCUUCUGUUUUGUAUUCGUUGCAUGAAAUAAUUAAAACAAAAUGCCAGAAAGCGUAAAAGUGGAGACGAAGACGAGUAAGGAACUCAGAAGCGGAAAGGAGGAGGAUAAAAAUGAAUUGUCAGAAGAAGAUAAACUCUUGCAAGAGGAAUUAACUCACUUGGUUGAACGCCUGCAAGAUUCUAAUACUAGUUUACAUUAUCCUGCUUUAGAAUCACUUCGUAAUCAUAUUCGUGCAUCUACUACUUCAAUGACUAGUGUUCCAAAACCACUUAAGUUCAUGAGACCUCAUUAUGAUACUAUGAAAGCCAUAUAUGAUAAAAUGACAGAUCAAAAAUCAAAAGAACUUUGUUCUGAUGUUAUUUCUGUCCUUGCUAUGACAAUGGGUGAGGGCCGGGAAUGUUUAAAAUACAGACUUACCGGAUCUGCUUUAGCUAUUGGAGAAUGGGGACAUGAAUAUGUUAGACAUUUAUCAGGAGAAUUAGCAGGAGAAUGGGAUGAGCUUACAGAUAAUGCAGAAGCUACAAAAAAAUUAAUUUCUCUGGUACACGAGAUUGUACCUUAUAACAUGGCUCAUAAUGCAGAAACUGAAGCCUGUGAUUUGUUAAUGGAAAUCGAAAAAUUGGAUCUGCUGGAGCAAUAUGUAGAUGAAAGUGCAUAUCAAAGAGUUUGUUUGUAUCUAACAAGUUGUGUACCAUAUGUAGCAGACCCAGAAAAUAGUACACUCCUUCAUGCUGCUGCUAAAUUAUAUAGGAAGUUUGGUCAAUACCCACAAGCUAUAAGAUUGGCUAUGCAGCUUAAUGAUUUGCCACUUAUUGAGGACAUAUUUACAAAAUGCACAGACCUUUCAGUGCAAAAGCAGUUAGCAUUCAUGCUUGGAAGACAACAAAUUUUCUUAGAAUUACCUGAAUCAACUGAAGAAUAUGAUGAUUUGGUAGAAAUAAUGUCCAAUUCUUUAUUAAAUUAUCAUUUCUUGAACUUGGCACGAGAAUUAGAUAUAAUGGAACCAAAAACACCAGAGGAUGUGUACAAGUCUCAUUUAGAAAACUCCAGACCUGCAUUUGGUGGUGGUCAAGCAGACUCUGCAAGACAGAACCUUGCUGCUAGCUUUGUUAACGGAUUUGUAAAUGCAGCCUUUGCUCAGGACAAAUUAUUAAUAGAAGAUGGAAAUAAAUGGUUGUAUAAGAAUAAAGAGCAUGGAAUGUUGAGUGCAACAGCAUCCCUUGGUCUUGUAUUGUUAUGGGACGUUGAUGGUGGCUUAGUACCAAUCGACAAAUUUCUAUACUCUUCAGAGGACUACAUAAAAUCUGGUGCAUUAUUAGCUUGCGGUCUUGUCAAUUGUCGCGUCAAAAUCGAAUGCGAUCCUGCUUUAGCUCUUCUUUCUGAUUACGUUUUACAUAGCAGUAACAUUAUGCGUAUCGGUGCAAUCGUUGGUCUUGGAUUGGCGUACGCUGGUUCGAAUCGAGAGGCUGUUCUGAGUCUUUUAGUCCCUGUACUCAGCGAUCCCAUAUCUAAUUGGGAAGUGAUAGGAGUAGCAGGUCUUGCAUUAGGAAUGAUAGCCGUAGGUUCUUGCAACGCUUACGUUACCACCACGAUAAUGCACACUUUGAUGGAGAAAUCAGAGGCAGAUCUUAAAGAUACGUACGCACGAUUUCUACCUCUAGGUCUUGGGUUAUGUUUCUUGGGGAAACAAGAAGCAGCAGAAGCUAUCAUUGCAGCUUUAGAAGUAGUACCUGAACCUUUCAAAUCUAUGUCUACCACCCUGGUAGAAGUGUGCGCAUAUGCUGGUACCGGAAACGUCCUUAAAAUUCAACAUCUGUUGCAUAUUUGUUCCGAGCAUUAUGAGCCAUCCAACGAAAAAGAGGAUAAGAGCGACCGUAAGGAUAAAGAUAAGAAAGAAGAGAAGAAAGAGGACAAGCCGAAAGACCUUAGUUCUAGGCAAGCAAUUGCUGUACUUGGCAUUGCAUUAAUUGCAAUGGGAGAGGAAAUUGGUGCUGAAAUGGCGUACAGAACUUUUGGCCAUUUAUUACGUUAUUGUGAGCCUGUCAUACGACGAUCGGUUCCUCUCGCACUUGGACUCAUAUCUGUCUCUAAUCCGAAACUGAAUAUACUAGAUACGUUGUCUAAGUUUUCUCACGAUAGCGACCCUGAGGUAGCGCAUAAUGCAAUCUUUGCAAUGGGCUUAGUUGGAGCAGGAACUAACAAUGCUCGUCUAGCUGCCAUGUUGAGACAGUUGGCUCAGUUCCACGCUAAAGAUCCAAACAAUUUGUUCAUGGUUCGCAUUGCGCAGGGUUUAACACAUCUUGGAAAAGGUACAUUAACUUUGUCUCCUUAUCAUAGCGACAGACAGGUAUUAAGUCCUGUAGCAUUAGCUGGACUUCUAGCUACACUUAUUGGAUUCCUUGAUGUAAAAAAUAUCAUUCUUGGUCGUUCACAUUAUUUGCUAUACACGUUAGCAGUUGCGAUGCAGCCAAGGAUGUUGGUUACAUUCGAUGAAAAGCUAAAUCCACUUGCUGUGCCGGUGAGAGUUGGUCUUGCUGUUGAUGUCGUAGGCCAAGCAGGAAAACCAAAAACUAUUACUGGUUUCCAAACACAUACAACCCCUGUUCUGUUAGCGUAUGGCGAACGAGCUGAAUUGGCAACAGAAGAAUAUAUUCCUUUAACCCCAAUUAUGGAAGGUUUUGUAAUUUUGAGGAAAAAUCCGGAUUUUGUACCUUAAGUGAAAAUCAUAUUUCAUAUUACAUAAGUUUUAGUAUAAAAUCAAAUAAAACUGAUUGUGUAUACAGAA
Megachile rotundata (alfalfa leafcutting bee) is the source of this 2903-nucleotide messenger RNA. It is a transcript of the gene Rpn1, whose product is annotated as regulatory particle non-ATPase 1. NCBI's taxonomy places the organism in Eukaryota, Metazoa, Arthropoda, Insecta, Hymenoptera, Megachilidae. Gene Ontology annotation, biological process: proteasome-mediated ubiquitin-dependent protein catabolic process; regulation of protein catabolic process. The record is from RefSeq and is a predicted model, not a curated record. Gene Ontology annotation, cellular component: nucleus; proteasome regulatory particle, base subcomplex; proteasome storage granule. Gene Ontology annotation, molecular function: enzyme regulator activity.